CACCCCCCCGCCUCAGCCCGCUGAGGCUGCUUCCUCCCCCGCCGCCACCGCCACGACGAGGACGAGGACCAAGGCCGGCUAGGCCCGUAGUUCCCCUGGGCGGCCAUGGCCAUGGCGGGAAGAAGCGGGCCGUGGUGGCCGUCCUGGUGGCGGCGGCGGCGGCGAGGAGGAGGAGGAGGUGGUCCCGGUCGGGGGCUGCUCCUGGCCGCCUUGGUGGUGCUGCUGCUGGCGGUGGCCCUCCCGGGAGCCCAGGCGGCGCGGAGCCGGAGCGGCGAGAAGCAGAACAGCCUCCGGCGGGCGGCCUCGGGCGUCUACCAGGGGGUGAGCGGCCUCUUCGGCGAGGAGAACGUGCGCGCCUUGCAGAAGUUUUUCUCCAGACUGACGGAACGAUUUGUAUAUGGCGUAGAUGUUCUAGUCGAUACCCUCUGGAGAAUAUGGGCAGACCUUCUGGAUGUUCUUGGGAUUGAUGGUUCCAACCUGAGCCAUUAUUUCAGCCCCGGAUCUCUCGCCAACAACCCCACCCGUGCUCUUCUGCUGAUGGGUGCCGUCUUGCUCGCCUAUUGGUUUGUCUCUCUCCUCCUCGGGUUCUUCUUUUAUCUCCUGCACGUCCUGUGCGGCCGCUUCUUCUGGAUCGUGAGGGUUGCCCUCUUCGCUCUCUCGUGUGUCUACAUCCUCCAGAAAUAUGAAGGGGAACCAGAACAUGCGGUCCUUCCUCUGUGUUUCGUCGUGGCCGUCUAUUUCAUGACCGGCCCGGUGGGCUUCUACUGGAGGAGGAGCAGUCACAGCACCCUUGAGGAGAAGAUUGAUCAUCUUGACAGCCAAAUCAGACUGCUGAAUAUACGGCUUUCUAGGGUGAUCGAAAACAUGGACCGAGGCAGCGACCAGUGAAAUGGAGGUUCCAGUUUCACCUUUGACACCAGCUCUCUAGGAAGUCACAAAGCACUGUCUAGUUAAGAAAAAUUAGCAAAGCAACAAGCCGACACUGGGGUAAACAAUGUGCAACAUUACGCUGUUAAAUGUUAUGAAUAGUAGUUUUAUCUAGACAAUACA
Molecule: messenger RNA, 1050 nt
Organism: Pogona vitticeps (central bearded dragon)
Lineage: Eukaryota; Metazoa; Chordata; Lepidosauria; Squamata; Agamidae
Gene: BRI3BP
Product: BRI3 binding protein
Cellular component (GO): mitochondrion
Source: RefSeq, a predicted model, not a curated record